GGCCAUCUAUAACAUACUAAAAGUUAACCUAAAGGUGAAACCACCCCUUUAAGUUCCUCGCAUACAUGUAUGUAGCCAAAGGAGCUGCCAUAUAUAUUAUCUAUAGAUUCAAACUGGAUUUAUGGCUGCUGGAAACCUUACAACAGGGAGCCAUGGGCAACAUUCUGCUCAGCUCAACUUGUACAAUAACGAUUAGCAACUGAAUCACCAAAAAUCUGUAUAUUUGUAUAAUCCCCAUCCCGUGUCCAUGAUCUGCGGCCUUGUGGGUGAAUGGUGCUAUUAUGGCACGUAGCCGCCUCCCUGAAGCUAAUGAGUCACGAUUAGCUUUCCGGCCUGGAGCCAAGUUUAAUAAUAAGGAGAAAACAAAUGGAGCUGUAGCUCUUUUAUAGUGAGCCUGGGUGUUUGCACAUUAGUGCUCCAGUGCAAAGUGUUUCACAAGUACACGUGCGACUCUCUAUAAACAGGUGUUCUGCUUUCAUAAGGGAAAGGGGGGCGGCUUUAGAAACCAGUUCAGUUUCGGAAAUAUACGACUCCGGAGCUCAUUUUUAACCCAAAAUUCUUUCAUGCUGCCACCUGCUUGUGGCCUGUCAUUGCUCUACUGCCUUUAAAGGGGAAGUUAACCUUUUUCAAUAUAAUUUUUUUUUUUUGCACAAAAUAACUUUCAUUAUUGCAGGUGUCCAGUUUUGCAGUGGCCCUAUGGUUGCCAGGGUGUCUCUUAUCCUGGCAACCAGGCAGUGGUUUGGAAGUCAGAAUGCUAGAUAGGAUGCAUUAGAUAAAGUAUAGGCAUUGGAUACAGUGUAGGCUUUGGAUACAGUGUAGGCUUUGUGGAUACAGUGUAGGCUUUGUGGAUACAGUGUAGGCUUUGUGGAUACAGUGUAGGCUUUGUGGAUACAGUGUAGGCUUUGUGGAUACAGUGUAGGCUUUGUGGAUACAGUGUAGGCUUUGUGGAUUCAGUGUAGGCUUUGUGGAUACAGUGUAGGCUUUGUGGAUACAGUGUAGGCUUUGUGGAUUCAGUGUAGGCUUUGUGGAUACAGUGUAGGCUUUGUGGAUACAGUGUAGGCUUUGUGGAUACAGUGUAGGCUUUGUGGAUACAGUGUAGGCUUUGUGGAUACAGUGUAGGCUUUGUGGAUACAGUGUAGGCUUUGUGGAUACAGUGUAGGCUUUGGAUACAGUGUAGGCUUUAUGGGUGCAGUUGUAGGGUUUAGAGAUACAGGGGCUUAUUUAUAAACAGUGGGCAAAUUUGCCCUUGGGCAGUAACCCAUAGCGACCAAUCAGUGAUUAUUUCAUCAGCCAGCUGCAUUCUGAUUCGUUGCCAUGGGUUACUGCCCAGGUGUAAAUUUGCCUACUGUUUAUAAAUGAGCCCCACUGUGUAGGCUUUAUUAUCAUCCCAUCUUAUGGAAGUUCCAGAAAUCCCCCCUCGGUGCCUGUGCCAUUGAAACAAAGCCUGUUCUGAGAGAGGAAGUAGUAACCCGUGGAAGUAGUAACCCGUGGAAGUAGUAACCCGUGGAAGUAGUAACCCGUGGAAGUAGUAACCCGUGGAAGUAGUAACCCGUGGAAGUAGUAACCCGUGGAAGUAGCUGCUACUUGUGAAGACCAACUGCAAUUCCAGGGGCUGCAUUGACUUCCCUUAUGUGGCCUGGGAGUCAGAAGAAUUUCCAACAAUGGGGACAUUUACACCAGCCGGCUGGGAAGACCGGCCUGUGAAACGCGUCACCAUGAGCGGGGUCCUAAAGCGCAAAUACCAGGAGUUGGAAGAAAACUCCAACUACUCGUCAUCCUCCGCCUCUCCGUCCUCCUCCCAGACGUCAUCGGGCAGCGACUCGUCGGACGAGGAAUACAGCCACGACCCCAAGCUCUUCUGCACAGAUUUUACCCCCACAUCCAUAUUGAAGAAAGAGAAGCGCUUUAAAAAGAACAAGGUGUUGUUCGACCGAGUGGUGGUGUUCUACUUCCAGCGAUGUCAGGGGUUCACCAGCGUCCCCAGCCGAGGGGGCUGCACUCUUGGAAUGAAGCACAGGCAUAGGUACAGUCGGCAGUUCACUCUGGAAGAGUUCUCCAAGGAGCAACUGAGCCGGAGGAGGGAAAAUCUAAAAGAGAAGUUAAAAGAGGAGAAGCUGGAGUCGCUGAGGAAUAUGCUAACCCUGAAUGGCACCAUCGUGUCUCAAAAAGCCAACAACCUCUCCAUCGAUGACAUUUGUGAUGAGGACAUCGACAUGAACAGCGCCGAGGUCGAAGACGGUUUCUCUCCUCGCGUGUACCCACCCAAGGAACGGCGGGCUUUGCUCAAAAGGGAAGGCGUCAAGAAGAUUGACAAAUCUGAGAAGCACGAGCUCAAUGAAAUCCGGCGCUCCAAGGAAGACUGCGGCUGCAACUGUCAGGAUUUUUGUGAGCCGGAGACCUGCAGUUGUAACAUAGCUGGGAUUAAGUGUCAGAGGGACCAUUCGAUGUUCCCAUGCGGAUGUACUAAAGAUGGCUGCGGCAACCCAAACGGAAGAGUGGAAUUUAAUUCAUCCCGGGUUCAAACCCACUUCAUCCACACCGUCAUGAGGCUGGAGCUGGAGGAGAAGCAUCAAAAUAACGACCGCAAAUUAGAAGCUGAGGAAUCCGGGAAUGAGCGGCUAAAUCCAUUUGUGGGGGUGCCUGUGGGAAAAAGCUCAAGUGAGGAGAGGGCUGCGCCAUUAACGCCGGCGUUCCAGUUCAGCAUGGAUAUGGAAGUCGCAGGGGAGGACAGCUGUAGCAGCGAUAUGACCGACACCUCUUCUUCAUCCAAUCAGAGCGAAGACUCCGAAGAGCCAUAUGAAGCCGUUCCCUCAGAUAAAUCCCAGUCUGAUGUCGACGAUGACUACCUGGCGAGAAUUCUUCAUUUCAACGACUCCGAAUACGAGGAGAACAGCGGCGACUGUCAAGAUAAUCUCAGCUUUUUCCACCCGGCGGACUUUUUUUGCGACAAUGUUUACCAGUCAAUGUCCGGCACAGAAAAACCUGCUUCUGGCUCCUACUCCGGCUCUUUUUCGAAAUGCAUUGACGAUAACGCCAACCAGGACUCCAGCUGUUUUUCUGACGACGUGGCGUCUUUAGAGACUUCUGUGGAACCUUCGGAUUCUAGUUCCGCGCAGGCGGAGUCACCCUCCAAAAGCUACACAGAUAUCAGCCUCUCCUCGGAUCCUUUGGAUUUAUUUCAGUCUUAUCCAGAUUACAAUCUUGGACCUCUCUACAAUUCCUUGAAGGAAUAUGAGAAUUUGGACAACUUAUCCUUUCAGCUACCUACCUUCCCUGGAAUUACUCCAUCGGGAGACCAGACUACUUGCUUUCUGGAAUCCUUAAUUGGGCUCUCUGAAUCCAUUCCGGAUACCCCCAUCCCUUUUACGGACAAUCAACUGUUGGAAGAUGCCUUUAAGUCGUCCUUAAUGGAAACUAUGACCGUCUAAAAGAGGGAAAAAAAAAAAAAGUAUAAGUACAAAUUUUGGUUUAAAAAUCGAUAUAUUGAUAUGGGGCCGUGCAAGGAACAAUUCUCAAUUACUUUUUUUUUUCCAGUGGAAAAAACAAAGCUUUUUUUGGAAUAUUGCCACUGGGAACUGUUUACCCCACGUCCGAUUUGAACAAAAUCUCCACCUUUUUUUUCUUUUCUAUAUAAGCGACUUUGUACAUAAGACGUUAAAGAUAAAAUUAUUUAUUUGUAGACCUUUACAACACAAUUCUUGUGGUCGUACAAAUAUACCAUUGGAAUACUUUUCGAUUGCUUUUAAAACAAACUUUUUAUGUAUUUAU
Molecule: messenger RNA, 3768 nt
Organism: Xenopus laevis (African clawed frog)
Lineage: Eukaryota; Metazoa; Chordata; Amphibia; Anura; Pipidae
Gene: csrnp1.S
Product: cysteine-serine-rich nuclear protein 1 S homeolog
Exons: 5
Coding region: 1662-3428 (588 amino acids)
Biological process (GO): regulation of transcription by RNA polymerase II
Cellular component (GO): nucleus
Molecular function (GO): sequence-specific DNA binding; DNA-binding transcription factor activity, RNA polymerase II-specific
Source: RefSeq, a predicted model, not a curated record